This is a messenger RNA of Scaptodrosophila lebanonensis, 2000 nucleotides long. RefSeq names its product proton-coupled folate transporter. Gene Ontology annotation, biological process: transmembrane transport. Bases 253 to 1845 code for a protein of 530 amino acids. The record is from RefSeq and is a predicted model, not a curated record. Gene Ontology annotation, cellular component: membrane. NCBI's taxonomy places the organism in Eukaryota, Metazoa, Arthropoda, Insecta, Diptera, Drosophilidae. The transcript is spliced from 6 exons. Gene Ontology annotation, molecular function: transmembrane transporter activity.
AUUAGAACGAGCGGUUCGUAGUCGUUUAAACUAAACUGGAUCGAUCGUUACAGUUCUACGUCGAAUUUCAAACUCAACGCGGUUGUGCGACAGUCGAAAGCAUUAAGAGAACAAUAAAGAGCAACAAAAGCAAAAAGCUCUGGGAAUGAACCAUCAAUAAACAUUGUAUUGAGGCUUGUUUGCAACCCUAAUAGUACCAAUAUAACGAGCGGCAGUGAGCGUGCAGAGCGACAAAAAGAGGCGGCAAACGAAAUGAGCGGCACAGAGCCAGCUGCUGUAAAUGAAAGACGCGCCAGCGGUUCCGCUAGCAAUGGAAGCGAUGCUAGUUCCGAAGCACAGCACCCGCUCGAAAGCCGACCGAGGAGUCGCGGGAGACGUAUAUUUGGCGCCAUAUCCGUCGAACCGACAAUGUUUCUGUACAUGUUCGCCUUUAUGUUCACCUCUGUGGUGGAGCAGAACUUCAUUGUGUACAAGGCCUGCCGCGUCAAUAACAAUUUUAGUGAGGAGGUCUGCACAAAUAUCAACAAGCCCGAGAACAAGGAGUACCAGGAGAGGGUGUUUAAGACCACAGCCAUAUACCACCAAUGGGAGAACAUUUCGGCACAUAUUUUCCCCAUUGUCUUAGCACUCUUUUUGGGCUCGUUUUCGGAUAGGCGUGGUCGAAAAUUUCCAUUGCUUAUGGGCCUUGUGGGAAAAUGCAUUUACUCCACCAUGGUUGUGGUUAAUGCCAACCAGUCUACGUGGCCAGCGGAAUACAUUAUCUAUACGGCUACACUGCCAUCGGCGUUAACGGGUGCGGAUGUGGCAAUAUUUGCCUCCUGCUUUGCCUACAUCUCAGACAUAACGACUGUGGAGCAGCGAACCAUAAGAGUGACAAUUCUGGACGCAGUCUACCUUAGUGCCAUGCCCACGGGUGUUGCUCUGGGUUCGUAUAUGUUUGAGCAUGUUUUCAACCGUUCUUACGGGCACAUGUUCACGGUAAAUGCGAGUCUGUUGGCUCUGGCCAUAAUUUACACCCUCUUUGCAUUAAAGUGGCAAACAACGCCUAGGCAGCGAUCAUUGCGUGAACUUGGCUGUUGCGGCAUCUGGUCAGACUUCUUCGAUAAGCAGCAUGUGAAGGAUUCCUUUGGCGUUUUGCUAAAGCCCCGGCAAGGUCAUCGUCGCAUCUUCAUCACCAUUUUACUCUUCAGCAUGGCACUCUAUACUUUCCAGCGGGACGAGGGCAGUUACCUCUAUCUGUACACAGUCUCUAAGUUUCAGUGGGAGGUAAGGGAAUACAGCACAUUCAAAACUUUCAAGUCGGCCGCAUAUGUAAUUGCCAUGUUGUUGGCGGUGCCAUUGAUGAACAAACUAUUGGGCUGGCGUGACACGACUAUUAUCUUUGUUGGUGCCUGGGCUCACUCCAUUGCGCGAGUAUUCUUCUAUUUUGCUGCAACGCCAAAGCUGCUCUAUGCAGGCGCCGUGGUCUGUAGCUUGGGUCCCAUUGUAGGGCCCAUGAUACGCGCCAUGACCUCAAAGAUUGUGCCACAAUCAGAGCGGGGCAAGGUCUUUGCUCUGCUCUCCGUCUUUGACAAUGCAGUGCCCUUUAUAAGUGGUGUUUGUUACUCGCAGAUUUAUCGAGCUACAUUGGACCACAAUCAUGGUGGUGAUGUAUUUAUGCUGACUAUAGCCACUCAGAUGACGGUAUUUGUCCUGAUACUCUGCAUACAUAUUGUUCUGGGCAAGAAUUCGCUGACCGUGCCUGAGGUGACGGAGAAGGAGAGCGGUUUGAUUACUAAUGAAGCGCCUACCUUGGUAGGUCCAAUUGAAGCAAAGAAUUCCGAGAACACCAACGACAAUACCUAGCAGAUCCACAAUAACUUUCACACAUUUAUUGUGCAAAAAACCACAUCUCUAAACCACUACUGUUUACAAUUGUGCAUUCCUUUAUUACGUACUUUUGAAUUUAGGCAAGUAGUUUUAAAUAAAAAAUACAUCUCGAUUUGUAGAGUACCAGGUAA